Messenger RNA from Caenorhabditis remanei, 1809 nucleotides. RefSeq lists its product as uncharacterized. Gene Ontology annotation, cellular component: cytoplasm. The coding region runs from base 1 to 1809 and encodes 602 amino acids. The record is from RefSeq and is a predicted model, not a curated record. The transcript is spliced from 9 exons. Gene Ontology annotation, biological process: intracellular signal transduction; protein phosphorylation. Gene Ontology annotation, molecular function: ATP binding; protein serine/threonine kinase activity. NCBI's taxonomy places the organism in Eukaryota, Metazoa, Nematoda, Chromadorea, Rhabditida, Rhabditidae.
AUGGUUGUCCCCAACGCAUCAAAUACUCGCCAACGACAUGUGCCACCAAGUGGUCGAUUCGAACAGACAAUUGCUCUUGCCGCCACUGGACAUCUCAAAAUUGGCAACUUCAUUAUCAAAGAGACAAUCGGAAAAGGAGCGUUCGGUGCUGUCAAAAAAGGAACUCACAUUCAAACAGGCUACGAUGUCGCUAUCAAAAUUCUGAAUCGUGCAAGAAUGAAGGGACUGGGUACAGUUAUAAAAACACGCAAUGAGAUUGAUAAUCUCCAAAAACUCUCCCAUCCACACAUCACUCGUCUCUUCCGUGUUAUCAGUACUCCAUCCGAUAUAUUUCUUGUUAUGGAACUCGUCUCUGGAGGAGAAUUAUUCAGUUAUAUCACACGAAAAGGUUCGCUGUCCAUCAAGGAAAGCCGUCGUUAUUUCCAGCAAAUAAUCUCUGGAGUCAGCUAUUGUCACAAGCAUAUGAUCGUUCAUCGUGACUUGAAACCAGAAAACUUGCUCCUCGACAGCAACAAGAACAUCAAAAUUGCCGAUUUCGGGCUCUCAAAUUACAUGACAGACGGGGAUCUCCUCUCAACUUCAUGCGGAUCUCCUAAUUAUGCUGCACCCGAACUAAUUUCGAAUAAGUUAUAUGUUGGACCAGAAGUUGAUUUAUGGUCAUGUGGAGUUAUACUUUAUGCAAUGCUCUGUGGAACUCUUCCGUUUGAUGACCAACAUGUUCCCACAUUGUUCUCGAAAAUUAAAAGCGGCCGUUACGUUGUCCCGUAUUCAAUGGAGAAACCAGCAGCUGACUUGAUUUCAAAAAUGCUUCAAGUUGAUCCAGUGAAACGAGCCGAUGUAAAAAUGAUUGUGAACCAUGGCUGGUUUCAAGUGGAUCUUCCGUAUUACUUGUUCCCGGAGUGCGAAAAUGAGUCGUCGAUUGUAGAUAUUGAUGUAGUCCAAUGUGUUGCUGAUAAAUACGACGUAAAAGAAGAAGACGUUACUGGAGCCCUCCUUGCUGAAGAUCAUCAUCAUUUCCUUUCAAUCGCCUAUCGUCUCGAAGUGAAUCACAAAAGAAAUGCAGACGAAUUGUCACAAAAAGCAAUGGAAGACUUUUGGGAAAUAGGAAAAACUAUGAAAAUGGGAAGUUCUUCGUUGCCAGUCAACAGUAAACCAAAUGUCGGUCGAAAAAUCUUGGAAGGACUCAAGAAAGAGCAGAAAAGAAUGACCUGGAAUCUUGGAAUUCGUGCUUGUCUCGAUCCAGUCGAGACAAUGAAACAUGUCUUUUUGAGUCUUCAAGCAGUUGAUAUGGAAUGGAAAAUACUCAGUGUAUUUCAUAUUAUUGUUAGAUGCAAACCAACUCCAACGAAUCCUGAUCCAGUCAAAGUUUCAUUGCAAUUGUUCUCACUUGACAAAGAGAAACAUGGAGGAUAUCUGUUGGAUUUCAAGGGGUUGACAGAAGACGAAGAAGCAAACACACCCAGUCGUUGCCGUUCCCGUGCUGGUUCCGUUUCAGUCGUCAGACCAAAAAGUGAUGUAAAUGGAAAUAAUCCCAAGCCAACGUUCGCAACUCCACUCACUUCUCCACUCUUGUCUCCAGCUACUCCAUCUAUCAACAUCCCAAAAGUCCGUGUCGAUGAUACUGACGCCUCACUCAAAUCAUCAGUCAACAGCACUUACUACAUGGGUGAUAUUGAGUUACAGAACUCGAUUGAAUCUCUCGAUGAAAUCUCGACGCAAUCUUCCGAAGCCGACGCCGUCGUUCGUUCUCAAACUAUGGAAUUCUUCGCCACCUGCCACAUCAUAAUGAAGGCGUUGCUCGCUGAAUGA